UUGCUUGUGGUUCAAAGUUUUUAGCUUGAGAUAUUGUUUAUAAAUGUAUGACCUAAGCUAGUUGUCUUUAUUCAGCAAUUAAUUUUAACAAAGCAAAGAUGAGCUGGAGUAAAGAGAAAGAUGACAAUGCCCUUGACAAAGCAUUGAACACCUACUCUAAACUUAUACAAGAAAGACCAGUGCUAACGAAAGCUAUAACAAGUGCCUGUAUCUCAUCUCUAGGCAACAUUCUUUCACAGUUGAUUGUUCCAAGUUCUCAGCUGGGUAACAAGAUAGCAUGGAGAAGUGUCUUAUCAUAUGCUUCCUUUGGGUUUUUCAUCAGUGGCCCUGUAGUUCAUCACUGGUACAGACUUCUGGAGCACCUAGGUGGCUCAAAGAAGGAUUCCACUGUGGUCAUAAAGAAGAUAUUGGCUGAUAGACUUUUAUUUACUCCUCCGUUUAUCUUCACAUUCUUGUAUGUGAUUUCCAUUUUAGAGGGUCAUGGCCAUAAAGGGGCAAUGCAUCGAAUCAAAGAGGUUUACUGGUAUAUACUGAAGACGAAUUGGAAAGCAUGGACUGCAAUACAAUUUUUUAUUAUAAAAUAUAUCCCAAUGAAGUACAGAGUUCUGGUAGGAAAUUUUGCUCAGUUGGUGAUGACAAUCUUCAUAUCCUACAAGAGAAGACAGAUGUCAUCCUGAAGGUGAUAGAAGCAAAUGUCAGUCAGUUGUCUCAUGGUCACCAAUGACGAUACCAGUCACAUGUCUCAUGGUCACCAAUGAUGGUACCAGUCAUAUGUCUUAUGGUCACCAAUGACGAUAAACUGGAUCAAUAGAGAUAGCAAUACUGUACAGUGCAAUGACCAGAGAAGAGUUACAUCAAACAAAACAGUGUGUCUGUAUCCUGACCAACUCAUAACAAUCACCUAUACAUGUACUUAGAUUGAACAAAGACAAAUUCGCCAUUUUCAUCUCUCUUUUAAACAUUUUGUUACGUUAAAAAAUAUCAAUGAAUUCCUGACUGUAACAGUCAAGUUAGAUUAUAGCAAACCAAAUUUUGUUGACAGGGUUUAUAUGAUAAAAAUCAUUACAUUCCAUGCUCAAGUGCUAUGAAUUAUCUAUGUGUGUAUAUAUAUAUAUCAAAGUGACAUUCUGUAUUUCUUUUACCCACGUGACUUAAUCAAUCAGGAUUAGUAAUGCGAACACUGAUAUACUUAUCAUAUCCAGAUAGGAUCGCAAAGGACAUGUAAUGUAAAACUGGUUAUGUUGUUUCUUGUUUUCAGUCAUUUAAUUUUCACUGUUGUGCCGAGAAUUUCAACUUGUUCAUAAAAAAAAUAUGGUUCUGUAUGUCCUCAUAUUUAGAACACAAUUCUUUCAGGUCUAAUUGUCAUUACUUAUAUUUUGACAUGUUAGGUUUUUAAUAAUAUUGUUUUAAUUCACUUUUAAAAGAUCAUAGUUGUGGUGCUCAAGGCUUCUGCAAUAUUGUUUCGUGGGUGUGAUGUUCCAAGUUAGACGACUCCACAUUCUAUAGUUAAAUGGAUCAGUCGAGAUCAAACACAGCCGCGGACAUGAGACUGGUAGGUACAGGGUUCGCAGCGCGGUACAGACUCCCAUCCAGAGUGAGUUUUAACGACUCGGUGGGUAGGUGUAAGACCACUACACCAUCUUAUCUCUCACUAACCACUGACAAUUAACACUGUCCUGGAGAGGCAGCUGAGAUAGCUUAGGUUUGAGCCCAGGACAGCGUGCUUGAACUUUAAUUGAAUAUAAGUACGAAAAUAAGUUGAAAUAAAUAAAUACAGUCUUUCUUUAAUCUUGUUUAUGACAUUUAAGUAUUAUUAACUCAAAAGUCAUUACCAGUAGCAGUUUAAUUUGUUGAUGUAAAAGUCUCCAUGUUGGCAAAAAAAAUUUAUUCUUGCAUUUUGAACAAAUGAAUGUUUAUUGACACAUCAGUGUCAAACAAAGGUAAGUACAUUAUGUAUAUGAAUAUGAUUCUUGCAUUUUAUAUGAAUAAAUGUUUAACGUCACCCCAGCACAAAAAUACACAUCAGUGUCAAAGUUAAGAAUCUGAAUAUGAUUCUUGCAUUUUGAAUGUAGACUGAGGUACAUUGUGUAUUAGUAUUGGUAAGACAUAAUUUAUGUAGCACUUUAGUUAUAUUUAACUUUGUUAAUGUACACCAAUAUUGGUUUACAUUCUGUAUUAGUUUUGGUAAGGCAUUUGUACUGUGUAGUAUUUGAGGUAUAUUUAACUUUGUUAAUAUACACUAAGAUUUGUUAACAUUGUGUAUUAUUAUCAACACGGCAUUUGGGUAGCACUUUGUUAAUAUACACUGUAAGUUAUAUAGAAGCAUCACGAGGGGAAAAUGGAUUUUUAUGUACCUUUCGGCUUCGGGUAAAAGAGCAAAUUUUAUGGCUAUACCAUCACAGGUUUUUUUUUUUCCCCCCGUCUUGAAACAAAUUUUAUAUAUAAUUUUAUAUUGAAAUUAGUUUCCGGCAUACUUCGUAAUUCACCCGAAUCAUUACAU
Gigantopelta aegis is the source of this 2500-nucleotide messenger RNA. Its product is annotated as peroxisomal membrane protein 2-like. Gene Ontology annotation, cellular component: membrane; cytoplasm. NCBI's taxonomy places the organism in Eukaryota, Metazoa, Mollusca, Gastropoda, Neomphalida, Peltospiridae. The transcript is spliced from 5 exons. The record is from RefSeq and is a predicted model, not a curated record. Bases 99 to 677 code for a protein of 192 amino acids.